AUGUCUUAUAAUAAGAAAAUAAAAAAGUUAACUUCCAAUCAAAUUAAAGAGCUUAGACAAGCAUUCGAUUUAUUUGAUACAGAUCAUAGUGGUGCUAUAUCAUUGCCUGAAUUGAAACAAGCAUUAUCUGCGUUGGGUAUUCAUCUAACCGAUCAUGAAGCACGACAAAUGUUUUCAGCAAUUGAUAUAGACAGUCGAAUUGAGUUCGAAGAAUUUGUUGAAGUUGUAGCUGAUUCUUAUUUUAAAAAAUUUUCACGUUCAGAAAUUCUUGAAGCAUUUCGACGUUUUGAUCAUAAUCGUGAUGGUUAUAUUGAAGCUCAUGAGUUAAAAACUAUUUUGGCUAAACUAGGAAGACAUUAUUCUAAUGAAGAAAUUCGUCGCAUGAUUGCUCAAGUCGACCGAGAUGGCAAUGGAAAAAUAUCUAUUGAAGAAUUUGCCGAACUUGUCGAAAAACAGUCGUAA
Molecule: messenger RNA, 462 nt
Organism: Rotaria sp. Silwood1
Lineage: Eukaryota; Metazoa; Rotifera; Eurotatoria; Philodinida; Philodinidae
Source: the annotation of a GenBank genome assembly